GACUGUGUCUCAGUAUAGUGAAGGUAGGGCUCUAAGACGAGUGUGUAUGAGAGAGUGGAGAUGAUUAUAUAGUGAUCUUAACUUAUAAAUACCAGUGACUUCAACGGUGCUUAAAGAGACAGCGGUGGUGACACGAGAUUCUUAGUUUUAAAUAGAAUUGCUGGUUGUCACUCUCGGUGAUGAAUUCUGGAGAGACUUAGCCCAGGUGUGUGGAGGAGAGAGAGGAAAGGUUCGUGAUAGAGCACUCAAGAACAGUUCCUGGAUAAUCCGAUAUUCCUGGACUAUAGGGAUCGACCUGGAUACUCAGACCCAUAGUUCCGAGUCAAAGGUUUUAUAAAAACUUUCUCCGGGUCCUGGAUGCACCAAGGAGGGUGGGCAGUCUGUCUGACAUUGAAACCAGACUGACCCUACACUGCAUCCUUGCUAAAACUAGACCGUGCUAAAAAUGCAAAAAUGAACCUUGUAAGUUUCAAGUCUCCAAGAUGACCUGUUCAAAUCUAAUUCAAAGUGAUCCGGAGCUACCCUGAUUCAACCAAACCUAAGGAUGGGUGACUCCAAGUUCCUGUGUAAUGCAAGGUUUGUAGGAAGGAGCCCUGUGGACGGACCUCUUAACGAUUAUCGUCUCUCCGGAGUAGUCUCCUCUCUGUACCAGGAGUCUAAGGUUAAGCAGCACCAUGAGGAGUUGAGAUGCAACCUAGAGUUCAGUGAGAGGAACCUUCUCGUCACUUUUAUCAAGAAGGAUGAAGGGUUUGAAUCGGACACAGAGUCCGCUAAAUCUCUUGAACCCGGAGCCGGGUUGGGCGCGGAGGAGAAGAGUGUAUCCGGAGAAGAGAAGAUCAUCAAGGAUCAUGUUUUCAGAUUUAACGAAUCAGGAGAGGAUUCCUACAGUGGCGGAUCAGACUCUGAGACCAGUGAUCAUAAUAAAACCGGUUCCUCCACCAGCUCCGCCUCCGCCACUCCCACGGCGGAGCUUCAGAAGUAUAAAUUCGACCAUAUGGAUACAUACUCCAUUAGUGAUGUUCUCAUUUGUCAUACAGAUAAACUUUAUAAAAAUUGUGUUAUUUGGGUGAUAAGGAGGUCAGGAAAUCUAGAGGCAUUAGUAUUCGAGGCUGGGUCCGAGGACUCAGCCCGUCAACUCUACAGAAAGUUCCACGAGGUCAGUAAACGAUCCAAGCUUGAGAGACAUCGACGCCGUAAAAGCGACGGCGGAAGUAUAAUCACAAAAUCGUCGGAUCUUUCCAACUUGAUCCAGAAGAGCGAGGAGCGAGGGAAUGUAUUAAAGACGGAGCUGGAAACUGAUGAUAUAGAAAAUCCACCAAAAUGGAAUCUUGUUCAGCAUACAGAUAAGAAUGGAGUUACCCAUAUUGAGGUUGAAUCCUCUCUACCAACACAUCUAGUCAGACAACGGGAUUCAACAGAACCACGAAGUUUACUCAGCUUCUCUCCACCUAAGUUCUCAGCACGAGGUAUUGCCCGGAACUCCGGGACUAAGACGGAGAAGAGUAAGUUUGCCAAAGAACUGGAGAGUAUUCUAUCCACUGAGAUUAAGAGACGGGAUGAACUAGGGUCUGGAGAUAGGAAGGAUGGAGAUGUAAUAUCUGGGAGCAGGAGCAGACCACAUGGGGAGUCUUUAUCCUUGAGACAGCGCGCGCCUGCCCUGCUCAUCCGUAAGUUAGAUGAGUUUGAGGAGAAGGCGCAUCGAAUUUGGGCAAAGGCGGAGGCGGAGGAGGAGAACCGUAAGGUUUGGUCGAAAUCCUCCAACUCUGUUAUCGGAAUAUCUUCUCCACCCCGUGGGCCCCAACUGGAGAACCCGUUACCUGUUCUCAAGAUUGAUUCUCCACGUCUCAACCCAUCACGACAGCCUGGGGAGGGAUCGGAGAGAAAAGAUGACGGGAGAACCCAAUCUCUGAUAAACCAACCUGAAAAUCCAACCAGAAACAAACAAAAAGAUUCACCAGUUACCAAGAAAGAUGAAAACAACCGUAUUCUCAUUCCGACAAAAACUGGAAAAGAACCUCCGAAAAAACUUUACCCCAAAGAAAGUCCUCCGAUAUUCAGCGGACGGUUUGUACCCCUUGGUAUGAGCCCUCAGCCCCACUCCCUACCUAUCUACCCAGUCCAGGUAAACUGGAACCGUAUGCCGGCUGAGUUGACCCAACUCGACCUGUGGAAAUUUAGCCAGGAGCAGCAGUGGAGACAGCAGCAACCACCUGCUCAGGAGAGGACCCGGAGUAGGGAUAGAUCUAGGAUUGAUCCUGAUCUUCGGAGAAGAGCUCAGAGUAAGAGCCCUGCUCGCAGACCCAAUGCACGGCUGUCUGAUCCCAACCCGGGUUCGGAAACAGGAUUUACAAGAAUUUUUCGAGAAUUUGGCGUGGCAAUGCGGAGCAGGAUGGGUAGGAAAGGAGAAAUUAGAAUCCCAACGGCCUCCGACCAACCAGAGAUGGCGCUUAAAUCCAAUCUGAAAAAACAGGGUAACCCUUCGCCAGAAAUAAAAGUAUUUCCGCCUGAUCGGAAUUCUGUCUCGCCAGAAAACAGAAAAGUGCAUUUUAAUAAGUUUGCAACAGUUCAGAUGAUGGGUUGAUGGACUCCACUCAAUUAGUGGAGUGUUAUCAAACCACUUUGCAACUAAAGAAUAUACCUAGAGAUAUCUCUGGUAAGUUCAACGCUGCAAGAAACAACGUCUGAAUAUCAAUGAAAUAAAAUAUAAUCGUCUGUGAUGAGGAUUUACUUCAACUAUUGCUACCUACAGUUCCUGAAAAGUAUUUCUGUUGUGAUUUAAUCAUGAGAAUUUAACUGUUUUAAAGUUUAUCAAUUUUAAAUAUAUUCAUAUGUUUAUAUC
Molecule: messenger RNA, 2839 nt
Organism: Eurytemora carolleeae
Lineage: Eukaryota; Metazoa; Arthropoda; Copepoda; Calanoida; Temoridae
Exons: 3
Coding region: 545-2581 (678 amino acids)
Source: RefSeq, a predicted model, not a curated record